Messenger RNA from Pieris macdunnoughi, 2232 nucleotides. NCBI's taxonomy places the organism in Eukaryota, Metazoa, Arthropoda, Insecta, Lepidoptera, Pieridae. The record is from the annotation of a GenBank genome assembly.
AUGACUAACGUGGGAUAUGAUUUAGAUACGUCUGGUGGACUUAUGCCGCUCAUUCGGGCGCUUAUAAAGCCACCAGACGAAGAAGUGAAUGUUCAAAAGCCUAAGAAAUCACACCCAUAUUAUAAGCGUCCUGGAAAAGGUCACAACCACGAUUCUUGUGAUGCUUGUGGAGAGGGAGGAGACCUUAUAUGCUGUGACCGCUGUCCAGCUAGUUUCCAUCUUGGUUGCUAUGACCCACCAUUGGAUGAGACUGACAUUCCAUCAGGCUCAUGGCUGUGUAAGCAGUGCACCGCAAAUGAUGAAAAGCCUGGCAGCACCCGGUCAAGCAGACCACAAUCCCCUGUUGAUGUUAAGAAUGAAUCAGAGAAAAAAACUAGGAAUCUACGUAAUAACCGCACAAACUCGAAAAAGAGUAAAGAUGAGAGAGAAGAGGUUGAAGAAGAAAAUAAAGAACCAGAAAAAGAGCUCACUCCAAUGGAGAUAUUAGUCAAAGCUGCUCGUGUUAUGAAUCCACGUCAGUUUGAUUUACCUCCAGAAAUGAAGCAGCCAUUUCCAUUCCCUGGAACUGAUAAGGAGGGAAGCAAGAAUGGCAACGCAUCACUAAUGACAGUAGAUUCCUCUGGUUGUGUCCCUCUUCCCGCCAAGACUUGUUAUGUGUGCCAGUGGACUUGCAAGCUUGCACCAUUGCUACAGUGUGAUUAUUGCCCUGCGUUAUUUCAUUUGGAUUGCCUGGACCCACCUUUGACUGCGUUGCCAACUGGCCGAUGGAUGUGCCCUAAUCAUGUGGAAAACUUUAUUGAUUGGAAGCUGGUAUCGUCAAUAUCGGCAGUGGAACGAGCGGCUCUUUGGGACAGAUUCGGAGCCCCCGUAGACCAGCACGCCGUGAAAGUGGACUUUAUACGACGCGCGAGGCUCCAGAGACAUCGCGUGCCCAUGGGCGUCCGCGGUCGCGUAGUCGUCCCCCGCUGCGUACGCGCUCACUACAGACGCCCCCCGCCCUUGUUGCCUUCGCGGAGAGAGCAUGUGCGAUGUCGCAAAGUUCUGAAAAAUCGGAUGCCCUCGGAAUCGGAAUCCGAAGAAGACGAACCAAAUACAAAGCAUAAGAUUUGUCUCAACAACGAUUGCUCUCCCGAGGAUUGUGAAAAGCCUAAACUGAGUGGAGUCACUGAUAAAGAUGCUGUUGAGGAUCUGAAGGCUAUUGAGGGUGAUGAGGCGCCAAAAUCCGAAGACAAAUCAUCCGAUUCCGAUAUCGAUCCGGAAUAUUUGCUGCGUGUGAAACGUCGCAAGCCCCGGGAUUCGAGUCCCAGCAAAAAACGGGAAAAACUUAAACUGCGAGCCGGAACAGAUGUCGAGGAGCUGUUGGCGGCCGUUCAGAAGCAUUUGGAUAAGUUGGACGAGCGAUUGGUUAGAGUUUUGGCUUGGCAACGAUUGCAAGAGGUGGCUUUAGGCGAACGAGCCGCCGGUAGAUGGCGCUCUUCAACAGACGAACUCAGUACGAAGGCUGCGGCGGCCAUUAAACACGUGGAAAGGUCACAACUCGCUAAACACGGGUUGAGGUGUACCACAUUACCCUCGGAAUUGCUGGCCUCAGCUGACAGGGAGAGGAUCGCUUCGAUAGUUUGGGGAUCGCCGCCCGCCCUGACCUCCGCCCAGACCAAGAAUAACGCCUUGGAGGCCGCUCUUAAAAGGAUGCUGGCCUGCGUCACCAGGCUGUUCCACACCGACAAAGCGGGUGACGUCACCUUGGGUGCCUCUAUCCCGAUGCGUCUGUCAUCCCUCUCCAUCGGGAGCGACGGUUCCUGUGGGCUUCAGCUGGAGGCCAAUUGCAGACACGUGUCUGGGAGACAUGCUGUCAUAUUUCGGGAUGAGGUGUCGGGCCACUUUGAGCUGAUCAACUAUUCGGAAUGGGGUUCCGUAGUGAACGGAGUGAUGUACUCGUGUGCCACGCCCCUCUACUCCGCUGCAGAGGAUACUCGACCGGAGCAAUUGAAACACCUCGCUGACAACAAACGAACCGAGAAGAGAUUAAAAGCUGCUCUAACUGAACCGACCCACGGAGAGCAAACGUGCGCUUGCCCCAUCCGCCCCCCGGACGGCCGUGGGGCGUGGGAGGGAUCCGCGUUGGUGCCCCACGGGGCCCUACUUCAGUUCGGAUGCCAGCAAUACGUGUUCAGCAUCGCGGAGCCCAGACCCUUUCCUUACGAACAGCCGAUUGAAGAACCAGCUUUGUAA